AUGCUAAUGAAACAUCCCAAGUUGCAGAGCAUAUUACUUCCAAAAUUGGGAAUGAACAAGGCGUGUAAAUUUAUAACCAAAGGACUAAGGGGUGGUAGUCGCAUAAAUAAGAACAGUGAUAAUAAUGUAGUGGAUAUAAGGAAAAGAAAGAUAAAUGAGAAAUUAGAAGAAGUAAAAGUGUCAAAUGAGACAUCCUGUAAUGCACUAUUUGAUGAAUGUUUUGAGGAGUUAUAUAGGAUGAAAAAAGAAGUAGAUAAAGAUAGUGUAGAAUAUGACAAUUCACCAGUUAUAGAAGAAUUAAAUAGAGAAGAAAUAAGAAUAACAAAAAAUAUAUUUGAAAGAAUAAAUAAAAAAAAAAAACAUGUAUCAAAUUUAAGUUAUAAAGAUAUUUAUAUAGAUCCAUAUUGGAAUCCAUUUAAAGAAGUAAAUGAUUUAAGAAGAGAAAUUACUUAUGAGUUUAACGAAUACUCAAAACUAGCAAGUAUAGUUGAGAUAAAAAAACAAAGAAGAGCAAUUAAAAAGUCAUUAAAAGAACAAUAUAAACUACAUAACAUAUAUUCUGAUGAAUAUAUCAAGUAUUUUAAUAUACAUAAAGAAGAAAAUAUUACAUGUAAUGAUAAAAAUGAAAAGUACUGGAAUCCCUCAUUUAGUAAAAGAAAACUAUUGAAUAUUAAGAGUCCAUUUAUAUGGAGGCAUACACAUCUACUACAUAAUUUUAUUAGUGAAAAUGGUUUAAUAUUACCACGUAAAAUUAAUAUGACAACAAGAAAACAACAAAUUCAAAUUUUUAAAUCGAUAUGUAUAGCUAGAAGAAUGGCUCUAUAUCCAUAUGAUAGAAAACCUGAUAAAGAUGAUUUAAUUCCUUUAAUUGAUCCUAUGCAAUUACUUGUUGAUGAAUUAUUACACAGGUACAUGCAGUUUAACGAUUUAAGAGCUCAGGCAAUUCUUAAAGUUAUGAUUAAUAAAUACCCCUCCUUGAACUAUUACAAGUACUUCUCCUAUGAGUCCAAAAAAAAUGCAGACCGAUCAAACCAGACAGUAGCCCACGCCCCAGACAGUGCUUCCGAUACAUCUCCCACUAAUGACGUAAGCGAUUUUACCAUCGAUUCGGACAAAACGUUUUCCAAAAUGUUAUUGAGAUAUAAAAAAAAUUAUUACGAAAACUCCUUCAGCUACUGA
This is a messenger RNA of Plasmodium malariae, 1179 nucleotides long. RefSeq names its product mitochondrial ribosomal protein S18 precursor, putative. The record is from RefSeq and is a predicted model, not a curated record. Bases 1 to 1179 code for a protein of 392 amino acids. NCBI's taxonomy places the organism in Eukaryota, Apicomplexa, Aconoidasida, Haemosporida, Plasmodiidae. Gene Ontology annotation, cellular component: ribosome. The transcript has a single exon. Gene Ontology annotation, biological process: translation. Gene Ontology annotation, molecular function: structural constituent of ribosome.